AUGUUCUCUGCAGACGGCGAAGAAGUGCCUUUUAAGACGCGUGUUCGUCUAGAUGGACCUGUUGAAGCCUGGUUAGGUGAUGUUGAGGAGGCAAUGCGGAGAACUUUACGUGAGAUGCUUCGCGAUUGCCGAUCACCUUUAAAGAAAGCCGCUACAAAGCGUGAGAAGCUAGUUCGUGAAUGGCCUGGCCAGCUUAGCAUCACCUCUAGUCAAAUUCAGUGGACAGCCGAUGUGACUAGGGCUCUACAGUUGGUUAGUCUUCGGCGUAAGCCGGCUUAUUGUACAUAA
Messenger RNA from Protopolystoma xenopodis, 288 nucleotides. The record is from the annotation of a GenBank genome assembly. NCBI's taxonomy places the organism in Eukaryota, Metazoa, Platyhelminthes, Monogenea, Polystomatidea, Polystomatidae.